Molecule: messenger RNA, 1539 nt
Organism: Lachancea sp. 'fantastica'
Lineage: Eukaryota; Fungi; Ascomycota; Saccharomycetes; Saccharomycetales; Saccharomycetaceae
Source: the annotation of a GenBank genome assembly
AUGUCCUCGUGUGUAUAUAUACUGGACGAACAACUCGAACUUCUUAUCUUCAAAAAUCUGAAGUCGAUACCCAAUCCUAAGGCUUUUGGUGAGUUUUUCAAGAAAGUGUAUCGACCUAAUGCAGGACCCAUUAUUUCGCAUCACACAGGAGUAGUUUACGUUUAUGUCCAGAGAGAUGGUUUGUUUUACGUAUCGGUGGUUUUAAGAAGCGUGGUAUUCAAUGUAAUGGCGAUCUUGGCGUAUUUGAAUGAUUUCCAUGCAUUGGUGAAAAACUACGUUCAUGCCGGUCAAGUAGACCGAAAUAGCAUUGUGGACAACUUCAAUCUCCUUUACGAGCUGUUCGACGAGAGUCUGGACUUUGGUGUUCCUCAAUUGACGGAAUACAACAUUAUUCGCGAUUUCAUCAAAAUCGAAGCCAAUGUUCCUCCCAAGAAGAGUGCCAACUACAAAGCUGCCAAUGAAAGUGACGAAAGCGACAGUGAUCAUAACAGUGGUUCUGCCUUAAAGUCAAAAGCGAACCAAGACAAAGAUAGGGCCAAAAAAGAUGGUUUGGAAGGUGACGAACAGUACAUCAACAGUUUUAUUCUUCGAGCCACAACGCAAGCCAUUUCCUGGCGACCCAAGGGCAUUUAUUAUCCAAAAAACGAGCUCUUCGUGGAUGUGGUAGAAGCACAGACGUACGUGAUGGACAUGAAUUCGGGCCAGGUACGCAAAAGUUUCAUACAGGGUAAGAUACAAUGCCGCUCAUACCUCUCUGGCAUGCCAAAAGUCCAGUUGUGUCUUAACAAAAUGCUCAGAAACAAAGAACUAUUUCUUUCCUCAACGAAAUUUCACCAAUGUGUCUCAUUAGAGACCCUCAACCGUCAAGAUAUAAUAGAGUUCGUUCCACCGGAUGGAGAAUUCCAAUUUUGCGAGUACAAGCUCAAACGGCACAUCAACGAUGCGCCGGUCAUCAAAGUGACGGAUUGUAAGAUUACGAGACGCGACAAAAAGAAGAGAGUUCAAUUAAAAGUUACGAUAGAACCGCAUUUCAAAGCCCAAAAUGCUGCUAGAUAUUUAAAGGUUCACAUCCCCACCCAGACGUUAUUUCGCAAUUAUAGCAUAGAUUUGACGAAAGCUCCAAGAUUCAAAUGCGAUUUUGGAACAGUAGCGUUCAAUGUCGCGGCUCGAAGCUUGCUGUGGGAGGCACAAGGCAUGAAGGGUGGUCAUGGUGAGAUAUCUUAUUCGAUGCAAGUUGAAUUCUACCUCUUUGACGAAGAGGAAUACAAUAAAAAGUUAGCUGAGCUGCAACAGACAAUGGAUCCACCACCGUUACGAGACGGUGUGAAGCUUGAUGAACUCUAUGCUCAGGCGGCCGAUAGUGGAAACACCGCCGGAGAGGACAAACUGAUAUUGGUAGAGUUCGAGGUGCCCUACUACGCCUGCAGUGGUUUGAAAGUUGAUUAUCUCAAAAUAGAAGAGGAACAACUGCGGUAUCAGUCGUUUCCUUGGGUGAGAUAUAAAACGAUCAACGAUCAAGAGUAUGCUUAUCAAAUAUAG